UAUUGUUUAUUUUAUUAUUUACUGAUUCCUUUCAAUGGUUGCCCGGCAGCGGAGAGGAGGUCUUGGGGGAUGGUGAGGGAGCAUUUGGUCUUCCAACAGAAAUCCCUAACGAAAGGGAAGAGAAUUUGGUGCAGACGCAGGGUCUUGGAAUACUUGAAUGUGAAGAACAGAACAAGGGGCUGCUUCCAAGAGUUGUAGAAGGACUUUUUGAUUCCAUAAAUUCUUUGGAUAUAGAAAAGACAUAUUCGGUUAAAUUGUCAAUGGUUGAAAUCUACAUGGAAAAAGUAAGGGAUCUAUUUGAUUUAUCAAAAGAUAAUAUACAAAUUAAGGAGAUUAAAUCACGAGGAAUAAUUCUACCUGGCGUUACAGAGGCAAUGCAUGCUGCUCCAAUGUACAUUGCAGAGACAGCUCCAACACCAAUACAUGGACAACUAAAAUCUCUAAAAGAGUUCUUUAUAGUACUUGGGAUGGUUGUUAGUAGCAUUAUAUUUGUAUACUUGGCUGUCUCCACGGGCUUCACUUAUGCCACAACGGAGUUUGCUACUCAAAGGAGGACUGGAUACUAGUUCACCAAGUCCAUCAAUUUCUUAGGAAGGUGUUCCUCCAAAAUUUAUUGUUUUUAUUUCACAAUUUGAUGAUUUCAGUUUUCCUUGUAGUUAAAUCUGUUGGUCAAUUAAAUUGUCACAAUCAUGCUUAAAUGUUUGUAGUGGUUGAUUGAACAUCCAAAUUUAUCAACUGAUGUUUACAUUGGUGGUGAUUCAUACUCUGACAUUACUAUUCCAGCAAUUGUUCAAGAAAUUUCUCUAGGUAAAAGACUCGUAUUCAACAUGUACUGCAAAAUUAGAAUGACAAACAUAUGUACAAGUUGGCUAGUAACUAUAUGAACCACUAUUAAUCAUGCUAAUUGGCAAU
Molecule: messenger RNA, 912 nt
Organism: Glycine soja
Lineage: Eukaryota; Viridiplantae; Streptophyta; Magnoliopsida; Fabales; Fabaceae
Product: D-xylose-proton symporter-like 1
Exons: 6
Coding region: 261-566 (101 amino acids)
Biological process (GO): transmembrane transport
Cellular component (GO): membrane
Molecular function (GO): fructose transmembrane transporter activity
Source: RefSeq, a predicted model, not a curated record